AUGGCUACCAACAAAAGACCUUCUGAUGCUGAAUUAACACAAAAAUAUAAUCAAUAUAAAAAUGAACUUCAACAAAUAGCACAAAAAAUAGGUGAAUUAGAAUCAGAAGUUGAAGAGCACAAACUUGUGAUUGAUAGCAUUUCACCACUUGAACCAGAACGUAAAUGCUUUCGUAUGGUAGGUGGUGUUCUUGUAGAAAGAACAAUCAAAGAAGUUUUACCUGCGUUAGAAACUAAUUAUAAAGGGAUCAAACAAGUUAUAGAAUCCUUAUUACAAUCUUACAAGCGUAAAGAAGAAGAAUUUGUUGAAUUCCAGAAAAAGUAUAAUAUCCAAGUUGUGUCUAAACAAUAG
Molecule: messenger RNA, 351 nt
Organism: Cokeromyces recurvatus
Lineage: Eukaryota; Fungi; Mucoromycota; Mucoromycetes; Mucorales; Mucoraceae
Product: Prefoldin beta-like protein
Exons: 4
Coding region: 1-351 (116 amino acids)
Biological process (GO): protein folding
Cellular component (GO): prefoldin complex; cytoplasm
Molecular function (GO): protein folding chaperone
Source: RefSeq, a predicted model, not a curated record